Messenger RNA from Linnemannia hyalina, 3141 nucleotides. Lineage: Eukaryota; Fungi; Mortierellomycota; Mortierellomycetes; Mortierellales; Mortierellaceae. The record is from the annotation of a GenBank genome assembly.
AUGUCACACUCAGGAGAAGACAGCACCACCAACGGCGACGAGCAACAGCAACAGCAACCCACCCUCACAGCUCCAGGCCAAGAAGAAGACACACCAAUGUCCGUCGUCCAACACAACCCCAGCUCACCAGGACCACUCAUCCCCACAUCCAACUUAGGCGAGGAUGAGGGACACCAUGACUUUGGUGGUCAGGAGGAGGGAGCUGACCACGAUGACGAUGGUGCCGGCGAAGGUGAGGGUGAGCAGGAAGACGAGCAGCAGCAAGGGGAGAGUGACGUUCAUGAGCAGGACAUGGUGACCGACCUCUUCUUCCAGGACGUUGUCUUCUACCUCAGUCCCUUCCUCUCCAAAGUCUUGGCCGAUGAGCUCGAAAUGGCUCUGUGUGAACAUGGAGCGAUGAAGACACGAACGUCUACCAGUACAAGCCAAAUCGCAUGGGAAACCACCACCUCACCAACAACACACAUCAUUUCAGAGAACCUGGAUAUCCCAGACUACAAACACGCCGUUGCACGCGGGAUCCAUAUCGUUACACCCGAGUGGUUACCGGACUAUGACCGCCAGCUCAUUUGCGACGCACUCGACUCUUAUGGAGGAUCCUAUUCGGCUACACUCAGCAACAGCGUGACACAUCUGAUCGCUCUCGCAUCAUCAGGGGCAAAGUACGAGUAUGCGAUGGCUCACCCAGAGUUGAAUAUCAAGGUCGUGAUGCCGCAUUGGUUUCAGACGUGCUGCAACGCUAGGUGCCAUAUUCCCGAGACAAUGUACUUGUACCCAGACCCACCGAUGCAGGAGAUGGACGACGAGAUUUACCCAAAACCAACGCCAGCUCCCACGCCCCAGCUCUUCGCCAACUCUGUCAAGUCGGUGGUGAACUUUCUUAACUCGCCAAACGAGAUCCAGGACAAGUUUUUGCAGGACAAGUAUAUAUUCAUGGAAGCCGACCUACCAAUUACUCCGGAAAAUCUGCAAAAAUUUGCUGAAAGAAUUGCUCAGGCAGGAGGAUUCCUUGUAGACGAAUACGCAAACGACAUGGUUGAUGUUGUCAUCUGUCGUGUCCGCGAUGGAGAUCUCUAUUUUGAGGCAUCUAACGAUGGAAAGAUUGUUGCAUCUCUGGAUUGGAUGUACCAUGUUUUGCGCACUGGGACCAUGCCGUCUCCCACGGCAUCGCUGCUUCACUACCCCAUCCCCAAUGGUUACAUCCCUGGCAUGACAUCCUUGGUCAUGACCGUCUCCAACUACAAUGGCCCGAUUCGCGAAUAUCUCAAGCGCAUGAUUAUUGCUACAGGAGCCAUCUACAAACCUGAACUGGCGAGUAAAACACACGCCGAGCCCACCACCCAUAUCAUUUGCGGAGACGCUUCAGGAGAAAAGUUCGCGAAGGGCAAUGAAUGGAACGUCAAAGUGGUCAAUCAUUUUUGGUUAGAGGAUUGCUAUCUGAGCUGGUGCAUGCAGAGUGAGACUAAGCCCCGCUACGGCCUGUUUCCGCUCAACAGUCAGCUUACGGAAGUCUUUGGUACAGGACUCUCACCAGAUUUAAUCGAGGAGUGGACUUCUCCCGACGCGUUCGAGGAGGUUAGCACACAGCCCGAUACGAACGAGGCAAGAGAAGAGAGCACUUCGUCAAAUGUUGAUCCUAUUGCGACUACAAGUUUGUUGCUGAAGGAUAUGGCGACAGGCGACAACGAACACCUCUCUGAGCAACCUGAACAGCCUGCGCCGGAGAAAUCUAAAGCCGCCACCCGCGCCGGUCGGCGGAGCUCAGCAGGACUCGCAGCCAUGGAGGGCGUCGAGACGCACCAGUCAACCCCUUCACCGCGCAAGGCUACCCCUAGACGAGGCUCUAGAUCGGCCAGUGGUGCAGCACAGGAAGCUUCUUCGUUGUCAAACAGCCACGCGGAUAACGAUGCAGCGAUACCAGGAAGCAGUAGUCCAGGAGGAGUUCGUAUUGUCUCGAGGAGACGUGGCGCUGCUCUUGAGGCCACCAAGGCGCUUCAGCAGAUCGUUCCUGACAUGAACGAUUUUCAGGACGAACUGCGGGACGAGAAGCGAAGGAAGAAGCGAGGCAAGACUGCGCUGAUUGAUGACCGGGAUGCUGACGACUCUAUGGAUGUUGACGCUGACGAGGCAGAUGCACUGCCGAAUCCUAGGAAGACACCCACAUCACCGACCAAGCGGAAACGCACCAGCAUGGGCACCGCCGAGGGCCCCAGGACACCUGUGAAGAGCCAGGAGGACACUGGAAACGAGAGCGAGAAUGCUGUUGUUGCUGCUGGUCUGAAGACGCCGGUCAAGAGGUCCAGGAAAGUGAUCAAGGCUGACAAGGAGAGAGAGGUUUCUACCUCCCCUGCCGAUUCAACCACUCCCGCUGGCGAAACUGCUGAGGCGACGGCGGCACCAGUACCGGUAUCAAAGUUCAAGCAUGCGCGCUACAUCUCGACAGGCCUUACCAAGGAGCCAAAUGCUAAGCAAGUCAAGGCACUCAAGGCACUCGGAAUUGUGUCGACGACAGCGGUGGAUCAGUGUACUCACUUGGUAGCCAAGAAUGUUGGUCGUACGGAGAAGUUCUUGACAGCUUUGGCCCAGGGCAAGAUUAUUGUCCACGAGGACUGGCUUCAAGCCUGCAUCGACGCCAACACUAUUCUUGACGAGAAGGACUAUCAAAUUAAGGAUCCGGAGAACGAGGCCAAGUUUGAUAUGAGCCUGUCCGAGUCCCUGGAGCGCGCGCAGGAGAGGAAGGUCUUUGAGAACUGUGUGAUUUACAUCUCGCCCUCAACGGUUCCCAAACUAGCGGCGCUCAAGCUCCUUGUUGAGGCUGGUGGUGGCAAGGCGACUGCGUUGUUGCAAACAGGGCUUGGGUUUUUGAAAGACCGGAUUGUCAAGUCUAACCAGCGCAAGGAGGCUGCAGUCAAGAAGGGUUCUAGGAACAGGAAGAAGAAGCAGGAAACUGAAGAUGAGGAUGAGGAUGAGGAUGAGGAUGAUGAGGAUAAUGAAGUCUUGGCGGUGGUGUCGUGCGAGGAUGACAAGGAUAUGUGGGGGCCUAUUUUAGAUGCAGGGGCGCUGGUGUAUUCUCAUGAGUUGAUUAUCCUUGGGAUCCUGAGGCAGAAGUUGGAUCUUGGUCGGACCCAUGCCCUCGCUUAA